UUUGUUCCUGACCGUUCGUUUUUCUCUCUUUAUAUAUACUCUGUUACUGCUCUUUUCUCUACAACUAAACUACAAUCAUCAAUGGCUGGUGUCAAAGCCAUAAACUCCAUUACAUCUCCCAUUCAUACAACAAGAAUUACCAAACUAACAAUUUUUACAGCCCCCACAUGGUUUCAGUCUAAACCAAAAUUUCAACUACUCAGAAGCAAAAAUGUUGGACUAUUUCUAGCUAAGUCUAGUGCAAAGCCAAAUGCAAAUCAAGAAAAUGCAGCAGAUGAAGACUUGUUAAAUGCUCCUAGUUCAAAUAUCCAAUCACAACCCACUUCAAAUCAAGAUUUAUCUUCCUCAAUUUCCUCAUUUUCAAGAGGUUUAGUAUUUGAUUUGGGACAAAAAGAUUCUUGGGACAGCUCUGACAUUGGUUCACCUGUGGUGAAAAGGUACCUUAGUGAUGAGGAAGAGAGAUGGUAUAUGUGGUACCAUGGGAGGUCUAAUAAUGGUAAAGAGUCAAUUGGUUUGGCUGUUUCUAGCAAUGGAGUCCACUGGGAAAGAGGUGAAAUGGCUGCUAAAUUGAGUGAUGAUGUGGGAUUAGUGAUGAAUUGUGGUGAUAAUUGGUGGGGUUUUGAUACACAAAGUAUUAGGCCAUGUGAGGUAGUGAUUAUGUCAAGUGCUAAAGUGAGAGCAAAUAGUUCUGUCUAUUGGCUUUACUAUACUGGUUUUGGUUCUGAAAAGAUUGAAUCUUUAGACAGUUCUUUAGAUUUCAGUUUAGAAAAUCCAGAAAGAAUGCAAUGUGAGGGUGAAAAUAGAAAGUUUUUUAAGUCCUUGCCUGGAUUAGCAAUGAGCCAAGAUGGUAGACAUUGGGCAAGAAUUGAAGGGGAACAUCAUUCUGGUGCUUUAUUUGAUGUUGGUUUAGAUGGUGAAUGGGAUUCUUUGUUCAUAGCCUCACCAAAGGUAGUUUUUCAUAGUAAUGGUGAUUUAAGAAUGUAUUACCAUUCAUAUGAUGUCGAGAAAGGGAACUUCGCGAUUGGCUUAGCAAGGUCAAGAGAUGGAAUGAAAUGGUUAAAAUUAGGAAAGAUCGUAGGAGGAGGAGGACUUGGCGCUUUUGAUGAACUAGGAGUGUUGAAUCCACACGUUGUACGAAAUCGAAAAGAUGGGAAAUAUUUGAUGGUUUAUGAAGGUGUGGAUGCAAAUGGGAACAGAAGUAUUGGGAUGGCGAUAUCUUCAGAUGGAUUAAAGGGAUGGAGAAGAUUUCAAGAAAAUCCAGUGUUGAAGAAAUGUGAAGAAGAGAGGUGGGAUAGUGAAGGGGUGGGAUCACCAUAUCUUGUUCAGAUGGAUGGUGAUGAAAAUCAUGAAUGGAGAUUGUAUUAUAGAGGGAUUGGGAACAAUGGAAGAACUGGGAUUGGUAUGGCAGUGUCACAAGGAAAUGAAUUCCAGAGUUUUAAAAGGUGGACAGGGUUUCAUUUCUGAGGCAUGUAGCAUUAUAAUAUGAGUCAUAUUUUUGGUUUUUACUGAAUUCAUUUACAUACUGAUAAAUCUUGCAAACAUCUCAUUCCUUGUUUGUAGUUUCCCCUUUUAUUUAUUUUUAUAAAGAAAAGUGGUGUCCGGUUCAGCUUGCUCGCCUCGACUAUUUCAACAGGCACCUAUUACUUUCCAUCAGUACAUGUACCGGUUAACUAUGUCCACUCAAAAUUUAUGCAAAUAGAAAGAAAUCACUUAGUAUUCCAUGCCUUGUUUAUACUAGUAGAUGUUCUGAGGUGUAUGAGUUUUAACAGUUAAAGCAAGGUCUGUAAUCUGGAGCUUGUCAACUGACUUGCUAAUAAAAGUUCUAGCUUUCUUGGAA
Lycium barbarum (goji berry) is the source of this 1837-nucleotide messenger RNA. RefSeq lists its product as uncharacterized. NCBI's taxonomy places the organism in Eukaryota, Viridiplantae, Streptophyta, Magnoliopsida, Solanales, Solanaceae. The coding region runs from base 82 to 1464 and encodes 460 amino acids. The record is from RefSeq and is a predicted model, not a curated record. The transcript has 2 exons.